Messenger RNA from Phaeodactylum tricornutum CCAP 1055/1, 3984 nucleotides. RefSeq lists its product with no specific name. The coding region runs from base 241 to 3984 and encodes 1247 amino acids. Lineage: Eukaryota; Bacillariophyta; Bacillariophyceae; Surirellales; Neidiaceae. Gene Ontology annotation, molecular function: calcium ion binding. The transcript is spliced from 2 exons. The record is from RefSeq and is a predicted model, not a curated record.
AAAGCCUUAUUUCAUCUUGCCAUCUUUAUUGGUCUUUGCAGCUGAUCGUAUUCACAGUAAACCUCUUAGCAUUCCUUGCUGACAACAUUUUCUUUCAGCCUGGACGAAUUCAAAUCUGCUGUGUAGACUUUCUACGUAACUGUACGGGGAACGUCUUGUCACUGGUCUUCUUUGCAUUUCCUAUUUUGCACCUAUCAUUGACUUGCUCUCUAAGGUCGGAUCCAGCCAACCAUUGCAACGAUGUCGGUUAACGUGAAGACUGUGUCCCAAGCCGAACCGACGACUUCUCCAAAGUCAGAACCGCCCAUCACGUCAUUUACACUAAAGGUUUCGGCCAAGGAUGCAGCGCGCUUUUUCGCCAUGUCCAAAGCUAUCAAUGAGCGACUACCAGAAGUAUCACCAGAUACAGGAGAUACUUGUGAAUUCAGUCUUCACGCACAACUCUACGAAGCCACGCAAAAGUGCCCUGACGAGCUGGUGAAAGGAUUUUUGGAUCGAAUGAUUGCUUUCCUCAUCCCUGUCAAGGAAAUAAAGGCUGGCUUGGUGCUUUUGCAUGAUGCUAACAUGAACGAUAAGCUUCUACAUGUUGCGGAAGCGCUGAGCCCAAGUGCUACCACUAGUGGUUUGGAUAAGGGACAGCUGACUUCAUUGUUUCGGUCGCUGUUGACGGCGAUCUCAUGCUGUAUUGACCAAUCGACCGAGGCAGUCGACUUGGAAGAUACGCUAAUGGAAGAUAAACCCCAAGGACUAGAACCGCCGCCGAAAAAGACCAAAUUAGACAUAAAAAUUGUCGAAGAGAGCGAUCAAGAGUUCCGACCAUGUCAGUCCCCUUCUUUUGACUGUUCGUUGGCAACGCUGCGAGACGAGGACGACACAGCUACCAAUACUGUUCGUCGAGAGAUUGACGAAAUAUCUAGUUUCGCUGCAGGAGAAGUUCUCUCAGACGGAGUGGAACGAGCGACUUUUGAUCUGUUGCGAUCGUGGUAUGAUGAAAAAGGGAAGUCGGUUGUUCCUUGGCUAGAACUAUUGGAUGCAACUAAGUGGAUGUCUACCGAACCUCCAAGCCCACCCUGCAGAAAGACGGCCGAAUGCGACCCCUCCAUGGAAACGCACCAAGCUCUAAGAGACGAUAUACUGCAAGUCGACGAGAAUGAAAGAAGUGUCUCUUCUGGCUCUAGAGAUAUCCGCUGCUCUGUUGAAGAAGAACUGCCUGUCCCACCUACAGCCGCGCAUUCUCCGAUUGAUUCACUGAGCGAUGGUGACGGCAGUCGAAUUCUCGUUUCGUUUGAUUUUAGCGGCACUGGCCAUACAACCCCACUUUGCAUCAAUGUGUCGGAAAACAAUAUCGUUGCUCUUCGUCAGUUGGUCCAUCGCACUGGUAUUGUGCACUGUCAAGCCGUGGAAAUGUGUCGUCGUUUGCUUCAUAUGGCUUCCCAGCGCCAAGAAGGUAAUGAAACUAUCCUGGCGCUUCACUGUCAUGAUUUUUCUCGAUCGAUUGAUCAGUUGUGGUCUCCAGAGGUGUUGAAGAAUAUUUCAAAAGAAGAGAGGGAAUCUUUUACCUUGUCGCUCACUUCAAUUUUGUCUUGCUACCAAGAGACAAAGCCAUCUCUUUCGUCUGAAGAAGUCGACCUUCAGGAAUUUGCCGUGGGCUUCUGCUUCUUUUGCGCGGGCAACAAGAGUGCAAAGCUUGCAACAGGCUUUGAGAUGUUGGAUGAUACAAGACAUGGAUAUUUGACCGAACAGCAGUUACUACGAUACUUGAGCUCCUACCUCAUGAUGCUUUCAGCGAUAUCGCUCUUACAUCCGCUUUCCAAAGGGCAUCAUUCAAACAAGCUGACCCCUCAGCGUCGAAAAGCGAUGCGCACUGCAGUUGACAACGGUGCAAAAUGGACAAUCGGUCACUUCUUGAAGCACAUGCAUGAUCGUGAAGGUGGAGAACACCCAAAUGCAUAUUCCUUCGAGUCAUUUGCACUGUGGUACAGUGUCGGAGGAUACAAUGUUGCACCCUGGCUAGAACUUCUUGACCUCAACAAACUUUUCGUAUUGAUCGCUCCGGACGUGGAAAGCUCCUUGCAUACCAAAUCUUCUGCAUCAAUGGCACACACAUCAGGGGGACGGCGUCCAGCUGGUCAGCGCGAUCGAAUGUCUACUCUACGCAGACACCACUCCCGACGGAAUCCAGGAACUCACCCGGAAGUGUUGUUCACCUUCCCUCUAGCCCGCAGCCGCUCGUUAGUCGUUUUGAAGGAAGAUGCGAGAUACGUUCGUGAUGUCGUCCAAGAACUCGGCCUCCUGUCUUUCAGCCCCGAUUUCGUGUGGUCCAGUUUGAGCAAAAUUGUGACACGACCUAGCACUCCCACAGAAGGCUAUGGCGUCGACAUGCAGACCUUUGUACAAUGCAUGAUCGAUGUUUGUAAUAAAUCAAGUCGCAAACGUUCUGCGUCAGGAGCUGAGUCUACUAUGGAAGAGCUUCUGUGUAAUUUUUAUCAAUGUUUCAAUUUGGAUCAAAAAAAGCUGGUCGCCGUAGACGAGCUUAUGGGUGGCCUUACUCUGCUUUGCGGGGGAAAGAAAAGCGUCAAACUUGCCUUCGCUUUUGGAAUUUUCGAUACACGCCCGGGAGUUCACGGCAAGAGUGCGGAAUCGGUUGUACACUCUUUGGAUGGUCACGAUCUCUUCGUGUUUCUACGCUCAAUCCUGAUAGUUGCAUUCUCAUGCUGUCGCCAAAGCUUAGAUAUGGAUGAUUCUGUUGUAGGGCAAUGUAUCUCUGAUACUGCCAACAUGCUUUGCAACGACGUCAUGACUCACCAGGGGAAGCAGCGCUUCUGUGACCGCCUCAACUUUGAUGAAUUUGGGCUAUGGUAUAACGAAGGAGGAUUUGAGCGAGCUCCAUGGUUGGAGCUAUUAGAUCUUAAGAAGUGGGUGCUUGCCGACAAUUUCGACGCCACCCUUGAGAAGCGUGUUGUCGAGUCACAAUUACAAGUGAUCCCUGUAAGCAUUGCGACAGAUUCUUCAAUUCCACCGCCUCCUCCCGAGGAUGCAUUAGACGGUAGCUUUUUCGAAGAGAACGGAAUUAUGGCAAUGGACAGUAUGGAUGAGAUGGAUAUGAUUUUGAUGCAGUCGUCUACAGAUCGCGAAAGUGACCAGCGUUCGCCGGCAUACGGACCUCUCCCUGAGUCUUCGUCUCACUCGCCAGGAUCAAAACUGUGCUCUCCCGAUCCAAGAGGGAAUCCACUCAAGUUUCAUCUUUUGACAAAUGAAGAGCAAGGAGGGUAUAAUGUUUCUCUCAGUCACAUCCGCAUCACACAUCUGAAAAGCGUGCUGGAGGACAACUGUUUGCACGGACUGGACUGUGAAAAUGUAUGCAACGCCAUUCUGAAUAAAGCGACGAAGAAGAAUAAAGCGAUAUCAAAAAAGGGUUUCGAUGCAGCAGUUGCAAGUGUCAUGGGAAGUCAGAGAGGAAGGCCUGAGACGCAACAAGUGUUGUCUAACCUUCUUUCGGGAAUUUUCGAUGCGUUUGAUCGAUUAGGAUCAGGCACUCCGAGCGCAGUAGAAAUUGCGUGUGGCUUUACUGUCCUUUGCCACGGCAAGAAAAGCGACAAACUCGAGUUUGCCUUUGAAGUCCUGGACACGAAGAAGAAGGGCAAACUGAGCCGCUCGGAUAUUUUGACUUACCUGCGCUCUUUCCUGACUGUUCUCAUGAGUAUUGCAUUUUCGCCAGCCCUCAAGAAGGAUAUUCGAGACGACAAGAUAUCCACCAUGAAAGGAUUUGGCUGUAAUCAAACAACCGCUGCCGUCAAACACGCCGUGAACGCUGGCGCUGAGUGGGCCGUAACUGCAGCAUUCGAUGGAAAAAGAGAAGGCGACAUGUCCGUUAUGAGCUUCAAUGAAUUCGCGGACUGGUACACUACCGUCGGCUACAGUAGUAUUCCAUGGCUUGAGCUGUUGGAUCUACAGAAGUGGGUUUUCACCAAUGAUGCUACCUAA